This is a messenger RNA of Cetraspora pellucida, 837 nucleotides long. Lineage: Eukaryota; Fungi; Glomeromycota; Glomeromycetes; Diversisporales; Gigasporaceae. The record is from the annotation of a GenBank genome assembly.
AUGCAUAGUGAAGGUAGUACAAAUAAUAUGAAUAUAAGUCAAGAAUUGUCUUCCAUAGAUUUUUCUCUAGCAGAUUUCCAAGAAUCAGCCUCUUGUAGUGACUUUUGUGGUGUCAAAGAAUUAUAUAUUUACAGUUACUCUUGUGGUGCCAAGGAGUUUUCUGUUUGCAGUAUUCUUUAUGGUGCUAAAAAAUCUUUUGCAUGCAGUAACUUUCAUGGUGCCAAGGAAUCUUUCACAUGUGACCUUAAUAGCAUUGACCAUUCUGUUGCCCACAACCUUUCUUUCAAUUCUGUUACCCACAGCCAUUCUGUCAUCUAUGACCUUUCAGUUGUUCAUGACCAUUCAGUUGUCUAUAACUAUUCCUAUAAUGUUGGUCAAGUUGUUCAUAACUUUGAUAAAUUUGUUAAUCUUAAUGAGUUUUUUCAAGAGAAUGAAGAUGGUACUGAAUAUAAAAAUGCAACCAAAACCAAAAAUGAGCCAUUACAUCCAAUUGCAGGAGAAGGAUUUGAUAUCAUGAAAAAAACUUUAAAUCUAGCCAUUGCAAUGGGUAGAGUAGAGGAACUUUAUGAAAUUCAUAAAAACUUUACUGGUAAAAUGGAAAAUGAAGUUGUAAAUCAAGCUAGAAAUAGUAAUAAUAUUGCAGAAUUUGUGCUUACUAUUAGUAAUCCUAUAAGUGUCAGAACAAAGAGUGACAAAGAGAAUAGGGUCGGAAGACCUCAAAAAAUAUUAAAAGAUGCAGAUUUGAAUGUUAGUAAAUCUAGUAAAAUUAAAGAAAGAAAAUGUGGUAUUUGUAACAAAGAAGGGCACAAUGCACAUACUUGUCCUAAAGGGAGUUAG